Messenger RNA from Phytophthora nicotianae INRA-310, 1998 nucleotides. RefSeq lists its product as hypothetical. The coding region runs from base 396 to 1931 and encodes 511 amino acids. The record is from RefSeq and is a predicted model, not a curated record. Lineage: Eukaryota; Oomycota; Peronosporomycetes; Peronosporales; Peronosporaceae. Gene Ontology annotation, molecular function: amino acid transmembrane transporter activity. The transcript has a single exon. Gene Ontology annotation, biological process: amino acid transmembrane transport.
UAAUGCAGCACCACCCAGGAACUCACAACCUGCGAUCCUGCCUCAAGCAACGUCGACGCAGUUGUAUCCUGACCUGAGAGCAAGCAAGUACUGACCGAACCGUACUCCAGCAGCUUGACUGCACUCGCUGGCUGUGUCUCCAAUUAUUCUGCUGAUGAGACAGCACGAUUAUUAUGCAGUGCAGAUUUCACCAUCACUCUGCAUGAACUCCUGCCAUAAAACGGCCAACGUCAAACGUCACAUACAAACUCCAAGUCGUUGUCUGUGGUCGGACUGCAUUCACCCAAACGAAAAAGGCUCACUUUCCAACUUGACACCUCCUGCAAGAGUGCGUGCGCAAGGCAGAGAGUCUCCAUUCUUCAUCUUCUUUUAGACACGUACACACAUCCGUCGCCAUGGCCCCGCAGCCCGUCCGGCCCGUAUUGAUGGAGCCGCAGUUGUCCGUCGUGCACACGUGCGGCAUCACCUUCUCGCCCGUCAAGCGCGGCUCGCGCGACAUCAUCGAUACACUCAAGCACCAAUGCGACUGCGCGCCGCGUUCCGUCUCCAUGGGCGAAUAUGUGGCCAGCCCGCGUGUCACGUCGGGACAAGUGCAGGGAUUCGCCAAGGAGUCCGAUCACCUGUUAGCCGAGCAGUCCUACGCCAUCGAUAUGCACAAAACAGCGUCUGCAGAUGUCCAGAAGGAGCAGCCACGCGGCACCAGCUCGCUUUGGGGCUCUACAUUCACUCUGACCAACACUAUCUUGGGAUCAGGCACCCUCGCUGUACCGUUCGCCAUCGCGUCGAGCGGCUGGCUGCUUGGCAACGCUAUUAUGCUAGCGAUCGCCAUGAUCACGCGGUAUUCGGUGCAUCUAUUGCUAUCAGCGAGCGACCGGGCCGGUAGCAAUUGCGCUAAGACGUACGAGAGUCUCGGCCACUUCACUAUGGGCGCAUUCGGCACCAGAUUGGCUGAGUUUACCUUCAUUUUCGGAGGUUUUGGCACACUCGUGAGCUACUUGAUCUUCGUCACGGACUUGUGCGCCGCCGUGCUGUCCGUAUCGAUGCAGGACAAGUGGAUGAUCACAGUCACGCUGGUCGCAAUUGUCGUGUUUCCCUUGUCACUGAGUCGCCGUAUUGGCAAACUGUGGCUUGCAUCAGUGCUUGCCAUCCUGUCUAUCGGCUACGUCGUGGCGUUCGUGGUUGUGGCGUUCCUAGCUGCGUAUAAUGCCGAUGGAGCGUCGAUAGGGCCAGGUGUGCAAGCUGUGCGUCUAGAUCCGGGUAGUGUCUACACAGUGACGCUGCUUAUCUCUGCGUUCGCGUGCCACAACACGGCAUUGCCAGUGUACGAAGAACUGAAAGACCGGACUUUACCCAGGAUGAACCGUGCUGUCAUUGGUGCUAUCAGCGUCGCGUUUGUACUGUAUGAAGUUAUUUCGCUGUGUGGAUAUCUGCAAUUUGGAUCGGAGACUAAGGACAAUAUCCUGCUGAAUUUCUCGCCUGAGUAUGUGGCUCACCAUAAGUCGGUGAAGGUGCCUCUACUGAUCGGACAAUUGUGUAUGGCUCUGGCGUUGGUACUCACCACUCCAAUUGCCAUGUGGCCAUUCCGUUCGUGCGUAUUGAGCGUGUAUCUGCGAGUGAAGAACGGCGUACAGACUCCCAGUCAUGAGGCGACGUACAAGGAGUAUAUUGGAGUCACAGUGGUGAGUCUGAUACUCAUCUUGACGUGCAGUAUCUUCGUACCGUCAGUCAAGAUUCCUCUAAGUAUCGUGGGAUCCGUCUCGGGAUCGCUAUUGAUCUUCAUUAUGCCGGCGUUGUUCUUCCUACUGCAGUCGACAGGCCCCAUGUUUACUCGUGAACACACGGGCCCACUACUUAUGCUCGGCGCGGGCGUCGUUAUCGGCGUUCUCGGUCUGUCCUUGACGCUGUUCAAGCUGUAUCGUGAAUAUUCUUAAGAUAUUAAUUUUAUCUAACAGGUAGAAACUCCAAAUAAGUUUAAAAAAAAUCAUUCCAUUUCGAUAA